Messenger RNA from Paramecium tetraurelia, 4326 nucleotides. RefSeq lists its product as uncharacterized. The record is from RefSeq and is a predicted model, not a curated record. Gene Ontology annotation, biological process: negative regulation of cell population proliferation. The transcript is spliced from 4 exons. NCBI's taxonomy places the organism in Eukaryota, Ciliophora, Oligohymenophorea, Peniculida, Parameciidae.
AUGAAAGAAACAACCUAGUUGAAACCGGUGACAUAGAAAAAAAGCAAGAGCAACUUUCUAUUGGAAAUGAAUGAGAAGGAUAAAGAAAUCAAUAAUCAGAUCAUUAAGAACAUGAAUAAGCGAGUUAAUUAUCUAAAGAACCCUCGAUUCAAAAUUAACAAAGCGCCGGUUCUGUUUUCAUACAUCAAUACAAAGCAAGAUAUCGUGGUGGAGAAGGAUUAGACAACAUCCUUUAGAGUAUUUCCGAAAUAAUUGAUAUUCAGAGAGUACAUGUUGAAUGGCAUGUAUGAAAUAGAUUUGUAUGUUACCAAUGCCACUGGGACUUUGUAGAGAAUCAAAGUGUUACCACCUGAAAAAAAGGAGUUUCAGAUAGCAGCAAUCAAAUACCCAACAAAGGAGGAUGGAUUCAUAGCUCCAGGGAUGAGUGCAGUAUUAAAGGUCAGAUUCAAUCCAUCCUCAUUGGCAGAGUUUGAUGAUACUAUUGCCUUAAUAACGGAAGAUCAUAUUUUAAAAGUUCCAUUAUUGGCAAGAAAAGAACCUCCACAACUGGACUUGCCAUCAUAAUUAGAUUGUCAGAGUUGUUGGAUAGGUGAUUAAGUAGAAACAAGAUUUGUAGUUAAAAAUUCUGGAGGAGAAGCAGGCUAUCGUUUUUUUAUAAAUAAUCAAUAAGAUUAGCAAGAAGAGGAGAAUUAUAUAUAGAUUGGUAAUUUCUACUUAUCGCCUGCUGAAUUCUUCUUGCAUAAAGGAGAAACACAAAUCAUCUAAGCCAUAUUUAAACCAGAUCUUGAAGGCGAAGUCAUUGAAAACAUCAUUUUGGGAUGUGACAAUUUGACUCAGGCCACAUUAAAAUUGAUUGGCAGAGGCAACAUGGUAGAAUUAGGGAUCUUAGGGAUUGAUAACAUUAAUCUCGAAAAUUAAGAGCAAUUAUAAAAAAUAUUCUUUAACGAUCCCAUCCCAAAGGUAGAGACCAGUAGACAAUUAAAGAUAAGAAAUAAAACAUCAGUUAAAGUUAAAUAUCACUGGUAUCUACAAAAUGAUGAUAAGGAAUUAAAAUUAGAAGAUGAAUAGAACUAUUAUUCCAUCCAACCUCAAGAAGGAUAUUUUUAACCUAACGAAGUCAUAGACUUUAAGAUAUUUUUACAGAGUGAAGAAUAUUACCCGCUAUUUUAAACUGCCUAUUUAAUCAUUGAUGAUAUUCCAUUUGAAAGUAUUAGGAAUCCACCUCCUAAUUUGAGACAGCAAUUUGAAACUAAUUCAUAAUCUGUGGCUAUUGGAUCUAAUAGCAUUAAACCAUCAAUCACUUACUUUGAAUUUGAAUUGAUUAGCAAAUCUGCACUUGGGGAAGUGAGUGUUACACCUCAAUUCUACAAAUUUCCUGUUCCUAUUUGUGUGAAUACAUUGGCCUAGUAUAAAUUUUAGUUGUCAACGACAUCUAAAACCUAAAUGAAAUAUUCAAUUAAUCCCCUUCAAUUGGAUUAUUUCUAUAUUCAAGAAAAACAAGGUGUCAUUAAUAAUGAAGCUGAGAUUGUCUUGGGGGUUCAAAGUUCUGAGGUUGGUCAAAUGAAGUUGGAAUACAGAAUAGACUUUGAUUAUGCUAAUUCUAUUUUAAUUACAGUCUUUGCUGAAGUCAUAGCUCCUAUUAUAUCAGUAAAACAAAGUUGGUUGAAUUAUGGAUUGAUUCAAACUUAUUCAUUGGAGUCAUAAGAAAUAACUAUUAAUAAUUUGUCACCAGUUCCAGCUCUGAUUAAAGCAUAGUCUGGAUCAGAUCAAAGAUUAUUAUUUAAUAAGGAUUAAUUUGAGAUCAAACCAAACAGUUCAAUAUAAUUUAAAGUUGAAUUUCAAUCUCGAGAGGCUGAAACUUAUAAUGAUUUCUUAUAUUUUUCUGUUGAAAAUGGAGAUUGUGUUGUUUUAGAUGUAUUUGCAGAAGUAUAAAACCCAAGUGUUUCCUUAAAUAGAUUAUCUCUUAAUAUUGAUACACUGUAUUGUGGAAAUACCUACACCUUUGAUUAAAGAGCAUAAUAAUACAUAAUGCUAUAGAAUUUAGGUAAUAUCAGUACUCCUUUUGAAUGGGUGGUUGAUAAUGAGAAAUAAGAUAAAUACUUAGUCCAAUUUGAACCUAAAAAGGGAGUUCUUAAGCCAAAAACAAAUUAAAUAAUUAAAUUCUCCAUAAAACCUAAAGAAGGUGGUAAAUUGAAUGAACUCUUCGUUUGUGAAGUGCAAGGCUUGCAAUAUCCAUUGGGAUUUGAGAUGAAUACCAUGAUUUAUGGAUUGUCUGUUGAAUAUGAAUUAGUGGAUGAUAGUGCACACAUUUCUUCGAAGACAUCAGUCAGUUCAAAAUCAAAAAGUCUCAAGGAUUCGAGGAAAUCACUUUUGAAGGCAGACACUGAAAUCAAAAAUUAAUAAAUGGAUAAAUUAGAAUUUUACAAUUGUACUAUCAACUAGCCAAAACAAGCUAAAUUCUUAAUUAAGAACACAUCUGGUAUUCACACAUAAUUUAAUUUAUUCAUGAGAAAAUAUCAGCCACAUGCAUUGGAAGAGUAAUCAACUCUGUUUGAUGAUUUCGAUGCUAAAUCUUAAGCAGCAAGAACAAUCAAAUUUGCUGAAUCUUCAAUUUCUAAAUCUGUAUCCAAAAAAGGGAAGAUCUCCUAAGGAGGUAGACCUGUAGUGCUAUUAACAAAUAAGAUUGAGAAAACACAUAAUUUUACAUCUGAAGCAGGACUGAAAUUGAAUAAGCAAAAGAAGAUGGAGCAUGAUUAAAGGGUGUAUCUGUCUAAUAAUCUGGGCAUUGCAGUUGUAUUUGAACCAUCCUCUGGUACUUUGAAUGCAUAUGGAUCUGUGGUUGUUUAAGUGACAGUGUUCAAUGAUAUUUGUGGAUUGUUUGAAGACUUAAUGUGUUGCGACAUUCGAGGACUGCCUACAAAGGAAUUUCCAAUUGCAAUAGAUAUUAAAGGAUCUCCUAUUGUCAUUAGUCCCAGUCAACUAGGAUUUAAUUACAAAACAGAUUUCCCUACUUUCGAUUUAGGUACUUACAUGCGAAACUUUGGAACAAUCAGCAGAGAUUUCAGAGUGAUGAAUACAGGUCCUUAGGAUGUUGAAUUGGAAUGGAAAAUCUAUAAUUUAGGAAAUAGCACAGUGUCGGAUUACUUUGACAUUAAAAUAACAGAACCACAACUAGGAUCGGAUUCAUUGUGCGAUGUUUAAUUUAUAGCAAAUGAGCCUCCAGAAUCAACGGAUGGUCCAUACUAAGUGGUACCAAAUAAGGAGAGAAUUAAGUAGAGGAAGGAGAAGCAUUUCACUUUACAUUUCACUACUCAAGACACUGGAAAUUAUAGUGCUUGUUUGGUAGCCAGGCCAAGACUGAUUAAUUAGGAUAAGACCAUAGGCGAAGUUGCUUUCUAUGUGAAAAGUGAGACUAUCACACCUUACUUGACAUUUGAUAAGCUUGAAAAGUUGGAGGGAGGGUUUCAGGUUAAGUUUUAGAAAUGGUCUAGUGGUUACAAUCAAAAGUAGGAGAAGAAGUUGGUUUUAGUCAAUAGGUAAAAGUCAAGUUUUGUAUGUACAUUUGAAAUUGAGGGACCAUUCAAAUUAAUUUAGACAUCUACGAAUUCACCAUAGAAAUACGAACUUGGUAUGAAGACUGAAAUUGCUAAAACAUUCAAUUUAGUAACUGAUUCCCAUGUGGAAUUGCUUGUGAAGUUUGACGGUUAUCAGCCUAAUGACCCAGUUAAUUGGCCUCUUACUUAUAAAGUGUAUCAUCAUGGAUCAAUAAAUAUCUUUUAUGCCAAUGGAGACAAACAGUCAAUUUAAUUGGAAGGGAUUCUAUUGAGACCCUUUGUCCACUUAAAUACCUCUGGGAUUGAUCAAGUUGAAGGACCUGAAGUAUUGGAUUUUGGAGAUGUUCAGGAGGAUAAAACUAUUGCUAUUUAUUUGUCCAAUUUAUCUUUAGUGCCUGCCUAAUGGAAAUUGCAGCAUUAAAAAAAUCCAUUAAGGAAAAAUAUAGUGGAACGAACUAUGACUUUGGAGGACAAGGAAGAAAUGAAGAAAACCGAUGACCCAUCUGUGUUUGAAUUUUAAAUUACAGAAGGUAAGUUGGAUGGGCCAUCCACUAUGGUGCAUACUUUACCUCAUGCUACAUGCUUACCUUAUGAAAUAACCAUUGAUGACAUAAGAGAGUUAGGUGUAUAGCCAUUCAAGAUUCUCAUUAGAUUCAAACCUACUGCUGAAUUGUUGUACAAGUCCAAGUAUAGAAUUAAAGUUUAGGAUGGCCCUAGUGUGGAUUUCAUUCUCAGAGGCACUGGCAAAGAUUUGAUCAAAAGAAAAGUAUGA